UCUCUGACAGUGGGAGAUUUAAAAGAUCUGUUAUUGUAAUGAGGAGGGAUUUUUUCAACGAGCCCCGGCAUGCAUUGCUGGCUAUCAACACAGGUGCAAAGUUCUUCGCUGCUCUAACACCAUGGUUCAGCCUGACACACGAAAAGGAGGGAGCAGCCCAGGCAUCUGUGAUGUCGUUUUGACAGUGAUCUCCGUCAUCGUCAUAGUCCUUACCUUUCCAUUAUCCGUAUGGUUCUGCUUGAAGAUAGUACAGGAAUAUGAAAGAGCUGUCAUCUUCAGGCUGGGAAGACUUCUCCAAGGAGGCGCCAAAGGGCCAGGGCUGUUCUUUAUCCUGCCCUGUAUUGACACUUACCGUAAAGUUGACUUGCGAGUCGUCUCCUUUGAUGUGCCACCACAAGAGAUUCUGACCAGGGACAGCGUGACCGUGACCGUGGAUGCCGUCGUGUACUUUCGGAUCUAUGAUGCAACAAUGGCGAUCACUAACGUUCAGAACGCUAACGGCUCCACCCGCCUGCUUGCCCAGACCACCCUGAGGAACAUCCUGGGUACCAAAAACCUGACGGAGAUUCUGUCACAGCGGGAUGAGAUUAGUCAGACCAUGCAGAGUACUCUUGACGAGGCUACCGACCCGUGGGGUGUUAAAGUCGAGCGUAUCGAAGUUAAGGACGUUCGGUUGCCACAGCAAAUGCAACGAGCCAUGGCAGCUGAGGCAGAAGCGUCACGUGAUGCGAGAGCCAAGAUUAUCGCCGCUGAGGGUGAGAUGAAUGCCUCCCGCUCGCUCAAGGACGCGUCCGACAUCCUCUCUGAGUCGCCCCAAGCCAUCCAACUCCGAUACCUGCAAACCCUGACCACCAUCUCGGCGGAGAAGAACUCCACCAUCAUCUUCCCCCUGCCAAUAGAUAUGCUCUCACAUUUCCUCCCAGAAAGGAAGGCAUAAGAAAGCACAAGAAACGAUAGACCACGUGAUCACAAAUUUACGUAGACUUUAGGCCCAAUCUUUACUUUGAGCUCGCGAUCAUGUGAAGGUCUGUGAGCCCGUUAUCAUAACCAGUAGUCGGUAGGUACUUUAAAUAUGAUACGCAAAGUGUACCUGGACAUAAGCAUGUACAAAUCUUGACUUUAUGGCCAUUCAAUUCCUUGAAAACCUUCAGCUCCACAGCUCCAUCAUCACCAUCAUCAUCCACCAUUAGCUGGUCGAGCUGACUGAGUUGAUGAAGCUGAGGAAGCUGACGGAGUUGACGGAAGCUAGUGGUGGCCUUAAAGUAUAGACUUGUAUAUGCUUUUGGCCCGGUACACGUCGCGUAUCUUAUUUUAAAGCAGGCCCGUA
Molecule: messenger RNA, 1327 nt
Organism: Nematostella vectensis (starlet sea anemone)
Lineage: Eukaryota; Metazoa; Cnidaria; Anthozoa; Actiniaria; Edwardsiidae
Product: stomatin
Exons: 8
Coding region: 122-937 (271 amino acids)
Cellular component (GO): plasma membrane
Source: RefSeq, a predicted model, not a curated record